Molecule: messenger RNA, 3912 nt
Organism: Fusarium venenatum
Lineage: Eukaryota; Fungi; Ascomycota; Sordariomycetes; Hypocreales; Nectriaceae
Product: Hydantoinase B/oxoprolinase-domain-containing protein
Biological process (GO): glutathione metabolic process
Cellular component (GO): cytosol
Molecular function (GO): 5-oxoprolinase (ATP-hydrolyzing) activity
Source: RefSeq, a predicted model, not a curated record
AUGUCAUCUCAAGGUAUCCGCAUCGCUAUUGACCGCGGUGGCACAUUCACAGACGCCUGGGCUCAAGUCCCCGGCCGACAAGAGCACAUUGUCUUCAAGAUUCUGUCCGUCUGUCCAGAUGAAUACGACGACGCGCCUACAGAGUGUAUCCGACAAAUUCUAGAAAAUGCGCUAGAAACCACAAUACCAAAGGGUUCGCUACUGGACCUUGACCCCAUCGAGUCUAUCCGCAUGGGAACAACAGUCGCUACAAAUGCACUCCUUGAAAGAAAGGGUGAUCGCGUAGCUUUCCUCGCCACAAAGGGAUUCAGAGAUGUUCUCCUUAUCGGAAACCAGGCAAGACCAGACCUGUUUGAUUUGUCUGUCAGACGUCUCGAGCAACUCUACGAGACUGUCGUUGAGGUUGAUGAGCGUGUUACAAUUGAAGGUGCAAGCGAAGCACCUUCAAAUGGUCCAAUCGAUGUAUCUUCAGAUCCAGCUCUCUUCGUUGGUCAAACAGGCGAAGUUGUGAGGAUUAUGAAGAAGCCAGACCUUACCGCUGUGCGCGCCGACCUCGAAAACCUCAAAACCCAAGGCUUUAAGAACAUUGCUAUCGGUCUCAUGCACUCCUACACAUACCCCGACCACGAGCUACAAGUUGCCAAGCUCGCUGAAGAAAUGGGCUUCAAAGUUUCUGCCUCUUCGGUUCUCCAGUCCAUGGCCAAGUACGUGCCUCGAAGUCAAUCCGCGGUCGCAGAUGCAUACCUCACGCCAAUGACGUUUGCAUACCUGGAUGGUUUCAGAAAGAACUUUAAGGGUCAAUUGGAAGACGAGAGUGCUAAUAAACUUCUCAUCUGCCAGUCUGACGGUGGUCUUACAAGCUGGUCCAAGUUCACUGGACUAAGAGGUGUUCUCAGUGGACCUGCGGGAGGCGUCGUCGGUUUGGCCAGGACAUGCUACGAUGACGCCGACGGUACACCUGUUUUAGGCUUUGACAUGGGCGGUACAAGUACAGAUGUCGCUCGAUACUCUGGUGCUUUGGAACACAUAUUUGAGAGCACCAUUGCCGAAGUCACAAUCCAGACUCCCCAGCUUGACAUCAACACAGUCGCUGCAGGCGGUGGCUCCAUUUUGGCCUGGGAGAAUGGCCUUCUCAAAGUCGGACCAAGCAGCGCCGGCGCCAACCCUGGUCCUGCAUGCUACGGUCGCGGAGGUCCUUUGACAGUCACAGACGCCAACUUUCUCCUUGGCCGAAUCAUCCCCGACUUUUUCCCUCGACGAUUAGAUCGGGAGAUUGUCAGAGAAAAGUUCGCCGCUUUAACAGAGACAGUCAACAAGGAAAAGGAUGGUGGCGAACCUUUUACAUCCGAGACAUUGGCCCUUGGAUUUCUCUCUAUUGCCAACGCUACCAUGACUCGACCCAUUCGAACAUUGAGCGAAGGUCGUGGAUAUGGUGCUUCGAGUCAUAAUCUUGGAUCUUUUGGUGGUGCAGGUGGUCAACACGCUGUUUUCAUUGCUCGAGAUCUCGGGAUCAAGCGAGCCAUUAUCCCAUGUUACUCCAGUAUUCUUUCUGCCUACGGCAUGGCCCUCGCCGACGUCGUAGUAGAGAACCAAGAGCCCUCCGCUAUUACCUUUUCCGAACAGGUCGUCCCCGAGAUCAAGGCCCGUCUGGAGUCUCUCUCCUCCAAGGGUUCUCAAGGUCUUGAAUCGCAAGGCUUCGAUGCCGCGUCUACUCAGCAUGAGUACUUCCUCAACAUGCGCUACCAAGGAAGCGACACUUCUCUUAUGAUCUCUGUAUCAGAGAACGUCGCUGAAGCAGGUGUGGCUUUCACAGCGAGACAUACACAAGAGUUUGGCUUCUCCCAAUCUCGCAAUAUCCUGAUUGAUGACGUCCGUGUUCGAAGUGUAGGCAAGUCGCGCGUUCUCAACAUCUCGAGUCCUUUCGAGGAAUUGAAGAAGUACAAAUCCGACGGUCUGACUCCCGUUCCUACGCCCAUCUUUUCCCGAAAGAUCUUCUUUGAGACACACGGUUGGACAGAGACUCCUGUUUACGAGCUCAAGUCCAUGAGUCCUGGUGUACACAUCACAGGUCCAGCCAUGAUCAUCGACAAGACACAGACCAUCGUGGUAGACCACCUAAGCAAGGGAGUUAUUCUUCCAGAGCACGUCAUUCUCGAGGUCGACAAGGCAGAGAAGCAAAAUGUAGCAACUGAAACCGUCGAUCCUGUUACACUUAGUGUCUUUGGACAUCGCUUCAUGACUGUCGCUGAGCAGAUGGGUCACACCAUGGAAAAGACAUCCAUCUCUGUCAACAUCAAAGAGAGACUGGACUACUCAUGCGCCAUUUUCUCUGCCGACGGAGGCCUUGUGGCCAAUGCACCACACGUUCCCAGCCAUCUUGGCUCCAUGAGCACUGCCAUCGCAUACCAAGCAAAGCGAUACAAAGCCGGUGAGCUCAAGCCAGGUGAUGUUAUCAUCAGCAACCACCCUCAAGCAGGCGGUACCCAUCUCCCCGACAUCACCACCAUCACACCCGUUUUCGACGAUGAAGAGAAUCCCAAGGAAAUCAUCUUUUUCGUUGCCAACCGUGGUCAUCACGCCGAUAUUGGCGGAAUCGUCCCUGGUUCUAUGCCUCCCAACUCGACGGAACUCUGGCAAGAAGGUGCAGCUAUCGAGUCCUUCAAGAUGAUCGAUCAAGGCAUCUUUGACGAGGCCGGUCUUAUUAAGCACCUCUACGAAGACCCUGCUUCAUUCCCUGGUUGCAGUGGCACACGUACUCUUACAGAGAACAUUGCCGAUCUCAAAGCUGCUGUGGCUUCCAACCAGAAGGGUAUCGAGCUGAUUCGAUCUCUGAUUAAGGAGUUUACCUGGCCUGUUGUCCAGUUGUAUAUGCAUGCUAUCCAAGAUAACGCUGCGCAGUCUGUGAGGGAUCUACUGAAACAGAUUGCUGCCAAGUAUGAUGGUGUUCUUGAGGCAACCGAGUAUAAUGACGACGGUAUUCCAUUCAAGCUCAAGGUCACUAUUGACAAAGAGACUGGUGAAGCAGUGUUUGACUUUACUGGUACUGGUCCUGAGCACUCUGGUAACCUGAAUGCGCCUCCUACCUGCUCAUACUCUGUCAUCAUGUACUGUCUCCGAUCAAUGAUCAGCACCGACAUCCCCCUAAACCAAGGCUGUCUCAAACCCAUCAAAGUCAUCUGCCCCGACAACACCAUCCUCUCACCCUCCCCAACAGCAGCAACCGUAGGCUGUACAACCGAAACAUCCCAAAAGGUAGCCGAUCUCGUCCUUCGUGCGUUUAACGCAGCAGCCGCUUCCCAAGGAACAAUGAACAACCUCAGUUUCGGCUGCGGCGGCACAGACCCUGUUACAGGCGAAGUAACAAAAGGCUUCGGUUACUACGAGACUAUCUGCGGAGGCGCAGGUGCAGGAUUAGGAUGGCAUGGUGCCAGUGCAGUACACACUCACAUGACAAACACACGCAUCACAGACCCCGAAAUUCUCGAGAAGCGAUACCCCGUUAUUCUCCACGAAUUCUCCAUUCGUAAGGGAAGCGGCGGUGAUGGCAAGUGGCGCGGAGGAGAUGGUUGUGUUCGCGAGAUGGAAUUCCGCAUGCCUCUUCAAGUUUCUGUUCUUACCGAUCGAAGAGUUACGGCGCCGUAUGGACUUGAAGGAGGAGGUGAGGGACAGAGAGGACAGAAUAUCUGGGUUCGAAAAGACCCUGUUACGGGUGCUACAAGACAGGUUUCCCUAGGACCGAGAAAGACGUCGCAUUUCGGAGUGGGUGAUCGGGUGAUUAUUCUUACGCCUGGUGGUGGUGGUUAUGGAUCUGCUUUGGAGAAGGCGGAUGAAGAGGUUGUGAGGAAGGAUGCGAGAUCGCUUUUGACUAAUGGAAGUUUGGGUGUUAGACAUAGUAUCGCUACUGGUAAUUAG